This is a messenger RNA of Synchiropus splendidus (mandarinfish), 3829 nucleotides long. Its product is annotated as C-Jun-amino-terminal kinase-interacting protein 4. The record is from RefSeq and is a predicted model, not a curated record. The coding region runs from base 326 to 3280 and encodes 984 amino acids. The transcript has 29 exons. Gene Ontology annotation, cellular component: cytoplasm. Gene Ontology annotation, molecular function: JUN kinase binding; kinesin binding; MAP kinase scaffold activity. NCBI's taxonomy places the organism in Eukaryota, Metazoa, Chordata, Actinopteri, Syngnathiformes, Callionymidae. Gene Ontology annotation, biological process: vesicle-mediated transport.
UUCAGUAAACUCGUAAUUGAUGUCUUCGCUUGUCAAAAACGACUCGACUAUCAGGAGUUUCAACAAACAAAAGUGACGCGUUUGUACAGAACAGUGGUCAUAGGAAAUGCUCCACACGUUGUUAAAUCGCCAUUUGGAGAAGAAGACAACCUGAAUAUUGAUCUACAUCGGAUGGAUCUUUCACACACAUCCUGGAAUCAAGCGCUGAGUGCAUAGGCACUUCUUGCAGAACAUGGGUGGUGUUUGGGUCUCCAGACAUGACCAAUUGACCAAGCUGUUUCGCUUAAAGAAUUUUGAAAUCACGUGUCGAUUUAAAUGAAGUAGCAUGAUGGAGUACAGCGAGAGAGUUCUGUGUGCCUCUGGUGAGGUGGAGCUGGAUCCCAACAUCGUCAGUGAAGAAGCAGGGAAGCUCUAUUCAGAGCUGCAGACUGUUAUCGAGACCCAUGGAGAAGGUGUGGUUGAGUCCCUGCUGCCCAUCUUUGUCUGGGUGCUGGAGGGCCUGGCCAGCUGCAAGGCCCAGCUGAGAGAGCGAGAGGAGGAGGCAGAGAGAGAGAAAGCAGAGCGAGAAGGUCUGCUGGAGAGAUACCAGGCAGAGAAAACCCUGAGAAAAGACAGCCAGGAGAGGUAUUUGGAGCUGGACGACCAAAUAGAACAAGAAAGGAGAGCUAUGAGAGUGAGAGAGAAGGAGCGAGAACGGCGGGAGAGAGAGUUGGAGAAGAAAGCAAGAGAGCAAGCAGAUCAAUUGGUGGCCCUGGAGGAGCAGAAGGCUAAUCUAAGCAGAGAGAUGAGCACAUUAAGAAUCUCUCACAACAAGUUGUCUCACUCGUAUCGGGAGCUGAUGGAGAAAAAAGCAGAUCAUGAAAGAGAUUCUUCUGAAAGAUCUCCGAUCACUAGGAAUCAUUUACCGUCAAAGCCUGGUGAAUUUCAACCGAACCAUGUGUCCAACUUCAGUGAGCAGCAGACUUUCCAAAGACCGCAUUCAAACUCUGGCCCUCCAUGUGUGGAAGAUCUUGUACCAAAGGAAGAAUCUGGGAUCGACAUUGUAGCCAAGUCUGAUCAGUUUGUCAAUGACAUCAUCAGCUCCACUCCAGAGCUGAGACCCUUCCACAGCAGCAGCACCCCGGUGAGACCAGCUGAGACGCGAGCAGACGACUCACUCCAGACCAGCGUGGAGGAGGAGAUGAAAGAGGUUGAUGUGGUAGAGGAGGUGAAAGAGAAAGACCAGGAAGCGGAAGGCGAGGAGGAGCUGGAAGACGACAGCGUGGAAUGGGAGCUGCGCAACACAGAUUCCGUGUUCUCUGAGUUGUCGGAGUUGAGCAGGGAUUAUGUGGAGAGCGUGGACCGAGGAGUCAGCAUCAGAGGCAGUUCGGACCAGUUUGAAGAGAUUCUUUCACAGUAUGAGGAACUCAAAGUCAUCCAUGAGAUGACGGACGCCGCUCGCAAGGCUCUGAUUUCCAGAGUGGUUGAACUGAUGGACGAUCGGACAGCGCUGCAACUGGAAGUGGCCUCUCUUCAGGAGACGCUCUCUCGGUUAGAGGGACGAGUGAAGGAGAAGGACGAGGAAAAUAAAAGGCUUCGGGAACAAGUGGAGGAUGAGGAUCCGGAUGCCUUGCUGCCCUCCUCCAUGCGCCACUUCUCCCGCUCUGAGAUGGCUCGCGUCGUCAUGGAGAAGAACCAGUACAAGCAGCGUCUGUUUGAACUGCAGGAAGCAGUCAGGCGCAGCCAAACCCUCAGAGCCUCCAAAGAGGAGCGCUUCAGUGAUGAACGAAGGUCAAGUGUUUGGAGGAAGUUUAACCGCUUUUUUGGCCUCUCUAAAGAGCCCUUGAUCCUUCCCUCCGUUCCUUCAUACGGUCUCCAGACAUCACAGUCUUUCAGUCGCCCACCACGGGAGUCUUCACAUCUGCAGUCAGUCAGGAAGUCCGAGGCUGAAUCUUCUGCUUCCUCUCCUCGUGCUCGGAGAAGAGAAGUCUACAAGGAAGUGCGCUCUCACAUCUGGGGCUCCCUCGGGAAACGGCAGCUUCAUGGAUGGAGCGUGCCACUGGGAAGUGCUCAGGUCGAAGAGGAUUCCCAGAGUCCAGCUCCGGAGCCUAAAGAUGUUCCUGUUUUGAUGCAGCUCAGAUUGUUGGACCAAAGAGACUCCACAGCCAAAGUAAACAUUAUGAACUGUGCGGUCGCAGUUCCGCCAGAGAUCUCAGGAGAGGCAACAUGUUCAGUGUGGGUAGUGUCUGGCCCCGCCUCCAGCAGUGAAGUCACAGUCAUUGAUCCCGCACGCUCCAACACUGUCCUGGAUCAGUUCAGCCUCCCUCCCACUGCCCCAGCCCUCUGCAUCUGUGCUGUGCCCCCUGUAGGUGAAUCUCGGGGAACUGUGUGGAUCGGAACACAGGAGGGAAGUAUUCUUGUCCACCCAGCAUCAGGUGGAAGGAGAAGAUGUCUUUACUCUGCCUCACUCUCAGAAAGUGUUCACUCACUCACGUUUUCACAAAAUCAGGUCAUUGCCGGUUUUGGAAAUGGGACAUUAGCUUUCUUCUCACACAACUCAGGACAUUGGAAUCUGCAGAUACACUCAGUCCUGCCUCUUGGCUCCACCCCUCUGCAGCCCAUCCGCUGCUGCCUGGCAAGAAGUGGCAAGCUGUGGGUCGGCUAUUGGAACAAAGUCCACGUGGUAGACGUGAAGAGCAAGAAGGUUGAGCAAGUCUUCUCAGUGUCGGAGCGCAGCGAGCAGCAGGUUCGAUUCCUGUGUGCCGGCGGCAGCGGUGUUUGGGCUUCCUGCCGGCUUGAUCCCAUCCUCAGGCUCUUUGACUGGACCACUGGACGGCCUCUGCAGCAAGUGGAUUUCUCUGCUGUGGUCACCAAAACACUAGGCCAGGCCUUCCUGACUCUGUCACCUCUUCAGAUCUCAUCUCUCAACAUCAUCUCUGGUCGACUAUGGGUGGGCACUGGAGGUGGAGCCAUCGUCUCCAUCCCCUUAUCAAUAACGUCUGAGGACGUCUCUAUUCCUUACUGCUCCACUGGCUCAGCCCAGCUCUGUUACCACGGACACCGGCAGGCGGUGCGAUUCAUCACUGCGGCGCCCGGUUGUUUGAUCACCUCUCCUGGCAGCGCAGUCACCACCUCCCUGCUGGUCAUCAGCGGGGGCGAGGGCUACAUCAACUUCAGAAUCGGCGAUGAUGCAAGCGACGACUCUGCUUCUUUAACCCAAGCGACUCCACAGCGGUCCGAGCGCAGUCACAUGAUCAUCUGGCAGAUUCCCUCCUCCCCUGUCCCCGGUCCUGCCCUCUGACCUGGUGGACUGUGCUCUCUUGUCUCAUGUUCUCUUGGGCAACUGGAAUCAGUCUCUUUCUUGGAUUCAUGUUUACCCUUGUCAACUGGAUUAUCAAACUGGUGAUGCUGCCUUUCCCUGCUUGUUCCUCUCACUGGAUGAACACAUGAAGUUUUGCACUGAGUUUGCGAAAGGCAGUUUAGUGUCUCAUCAGUGUAGCAUGAGCAGCCACAGUGUGUUGAGGGCUGACGUUUUAGCUGCAGGGCUGAAUUGGACGUGUGGUGCCUUUUAAUGUACAUUUGUGCAGAACAUGUAUAGACCAUCAUUUUCUCUGAAAGAACCAAAGAUGCAAAUGUACUAUUUAUUUGACUGUCUUUCACCAAUGCCAUGAUUUGUCUUAAAGUGUUAUGUGCUUUACUUGAUACACAAUCAAAGAGCGAAAUUCUUUAUUUGUUCUCUGCAGUAUUUAUGUGCAGGUAUUACUUCCUAUGUCCUCAUGUGACUGUAUUUUUCUUUCAGAAACAAUCAACUAUGGGAUUAUGAUUCUGUUUAUCUGACUGUGAUUAAACU